AUGUUGAUGCGUUCAUCAAUUGAAAAAUCAGACAAGGAUGAGCAACCAUCACCUUCUGGUUUGGUUGAAGCAGUAUCUUCGAGGUCUAAAGCUACAAAAGCCAAUUCCGUGAAAGAAUUUACAACGCCACCUGCACUUGACCUGAAUUCAGAAGAAAGACUUCAUCCUUCCACUAAGAUUAAGUUGCAGCUCUUCCCGAUAGAUGAAAGCACUCGUCUAGGACUAGAAAAGGAUGGGUUUCAUCCAUACUUGGAAUUGACUUUAAGUACUAGAAAGAAGAUAUCCUCUGUGCUUAAGCACAUUGAUAGCAAGUGGGGCAGUUCAAGCAUCGCUGUUGGGGAGCCCAUGUUUUUCCCAUAUGUCGCAGAAAAUCUGACCAGUUACCGAUGGACAAGAAAUGACAUUUGUAUCAGUGCCAGGGAUGUCUAUGAAACAAUUGGAAGCCCAUCUGUGUUUCGUUUAAGGUCCAAUACCUGA
Messenger RNA from Hibiscus syriacus, 477 nucleotides. RefSeq names its product TSL-kinase interacting protein 1-like. The coding region runs from base 1 to 477 and encodes 158 amino acids. Gene Ontology annotation, cellular component: nucleus. The record is from RefSeq and is a predicted model, not a curated record. The transcript has 3 exons. Gene Ontology annotation, molecular function: chromatin binding. Lineage: Eukaryota; Viridiplantae; Streptophyta; Magnoliopsida; Malvales; Malvaceae. Gene Ontology annotation, biological process: pattern specification process.